Messenger RNA from Aspergillus chevalieri, 1572 nucleotides. RefSeq lists its product as uncharacterized. The record is from RefSeq and is a predicted model, not a curated record. The coding region runs from base 1 to 1572 and encodes 523 amino acids. NCBI's taxonomy places the organism in Eukaryota, Fungi, Ascomycota, Eurotiomycetes, Eurotiales, Aspergillaceae. The transcript has 2 exons.
AUGUUCACGGGUCUUUUUCUCUUGUUGCUGCCUUUCAAGCAUGGAUUAACUGAUCUCACGUGGCUGAUCGCGCUCAGGUCCCUGUUAGUCAUGACAGAGCAACCCCGGCCAACACCCUCACCCCGGACUUCUUUCACGGAUAAUUCCAGCAAAGAUAAAGAAUACAAUAAUCCCGGGCUCCGUCAACGCGGUCCGGCUCGAACCGCGACAACAACAUUCGCAGAGGACUUAAACUCGACAUCGGUGUUACGCCGGAAUUCCACCUUAUCGGAUUCGGUAUCCGAAGCACGGAACUCGAUACGAUCCUCCACAGACGACCUGUUCCUUCCCCGCGUGUCCAGGCGAACCAAUGGUGUCGACUUGCAGGAGGAAUCGCAUUGGCAAUCUGCACCGCUGGGUCUGGCCUUGUUCCCCGCGAUCGCCGGGGUGUUCUUUAAAAAUGGAAGUGCCGUGGUCACUGACAUCACUUUGCUGGUUUUGGCGGCCAUCUUCUUAAAUUGGUCUGUUCGACUGCCAUGGGAUUGGUAUCGUUCCGCUCAGGCAGUCCGCCAAGACAAGUACUAUGAAGCAGAGGAAGAGUCGGAUGACGACCAAGCAACAUUAGGAAAUACACGAGAAAAGUCGCCCUCGAACACCGAAACAAGAAAAGAAUUACAUAGAGCAUCUGCCAUCGCCAAUGCUGCCAAUCGCGAACUCCAAAUCCACGAGCUCGCAGCCCUCGCGUCAUGUUUUAUCUUUCCCAUGAUCGGGACAUGGCUCCUGCAUACCAUCAGAUCCAAACUCUCACGUCCAUCGGAAGGCUUGGUGUCGAAUUAUAACUUGACCAUUUUUCUUCUGGCGUCGGAAAUCCGGCCGUUCGCACAUCUCCUGCGAAUGGUACAAGCACGCACACUUCAUCUCCAGCGAACCGUCCACUCCGCAUCACACUACGAAGAAGACAGAAUCGACGCCAGCAAGAUCGCGGAUCUUAGCAAGCGACUCGAAGAACUCGAAAUCCACAUCGCAGAAGCCGCAGCUGCACGACUUUCAUCCGAACAAUCGCCUCAAAACCAACCAGAAUCCCCUAAACAAGAAAACGACAAGAAUCAAAUCCUCGUAUCACAAACGACCGCUGAAAUCCAAAAAGCCAUCCAACCCGAAAUCGACGCCCUGAACCGUGCAGUUCGCCGCUAUGAAAAACGCACCGCCGUCACCUCUUACGAAACAGACUCCCGAUUCCGGGAUCUCGAGACACAAGUCCGCGACGCUGUCUCGCUAGCAGCCGCGGCACAUCGCUCUGGUGAUCGCUAUCGAAAUCGUGGAUUUGCAUUCCGGCUCAUCGAGUGGAUAUAUGCGGCUAUGCUUAUCCCGGUUCAGAUACUCAUGUCGUUAACGGCGUUGCCGUUCCGGGUGGUAACACGGUGCUUGGAUUAUUUAAAGGGCCUUACGGGAAAGUCAACCCCGUCAUCGUCAAAGCGAAGUAAAGGGAAGAUGCCGCAAAACCAGGCGUCGCAGUCUCCACGGCGGUUCAAGAAGGCUACUCAAAGUUUACCAGAUGGGACGAGUCUGAGGCCUAUUCGGGAGUAUAGUUAG